UAGUACAAUGACCUACAAAUGUGAAAUUUGUGAUAAAUCGUUUACUAGAAAACAGGGUUUAUCAUAUCAUAUCAAAACCCACACAGGAGAGAAACCCUACAAAUGUGAAACAUGUGAUAAAUGUUUUGCUUCGAAGAGCAAUUUGAAUUCUCAUCUCAGAAUCCACAAAGGAGAAAAACCCUACAAAUGCCAAACAUGUGAUAAAUGUUUUGCUUCGAAGAGCAAUUUCAAUCGUCAUAUUAAAAUUCACACAGGAGAAAAACCCUACGAGUGCAGAAUAUGCAAUAAACGUUUCAGGUUCAAAUGCUCUUUAACUUAUCAUCAAAAUCUCUACACUGGAAGAACAAUCUACAAAUGCAAAAUAUGUAAUAUAUGUUUUCCUGAAGAAUGGGUAUUAGAUUGUCAUUGCAGAAGACAUUUGAGGCAGAAACUACACCAGUGUGAAACACUUCAUCAAAAUUUCCUUUCUGGAAUGGAAACGAGUAACAAUACAACGGGUUAUUCAAAUGUAAUUUCCAGCGAUUAUUCCAGCGAUCGUCGUUACGAACAACAAAAUCAUUUCAUUCAGCAUCUUUCCACUCAUUCUGAAUACAGACCAUUGAUUUGUCUUGUGUGUCAUAGUCAAUUUCAAACGAAAGCAAACCUGGAUGCUCAUCGUGCAAUGCACGAUCUAUACCCAUUUAAUUGCAUUAUAUGUUAUCAAGUGUUCUGUAGUCAUAAGGCUUUAGAAGAACACAAAACAAUGCACGAACCAUUAGUUAAUUCGUCUUACUAUUGCAAUAAAUGCAGAGUAACAUUUGCUUGGGAAGAAGAUUAUGAAGUUCAUCUUGAAUAUCAUUAAUCAGCUGAUAUAAAUUUUGUUUAAGAAAUUUCGAUUGAAAAUUUGCCAAAAAAAAAGUUUGAUGACAAUUUUAAGUAUUUUAAAGUGAUUUUAGAAUAAAGUUUAUU
Molecule: messenger RNA, 948 nt
Organism: Centruroides sculpturatus (bark scorpion)
Lineage: Eukaryota; Metazoa; Arthropoda; Arachnida; Scorpiones; Buthidae
Product: zinc finger protein 595-like
Exons: 1
Coding region: 8-841 (277 amino acids)
Source: RefSeq, a predicted model, not a curated record